This is a messenger RNA of Puntigrus tetrazona (Sumatra barb), 1545 nucleotides long. Its product is annotated as protein limb expression 1-like. The record is from RefSeq and is a predicted model, not a curated record. NCBI's taxonomy places the organism in Eukaryota, Metazoa, Chordata, Actinopteri, Cypriniformes, Cyprinidae. Gene Ontology annotation, biological process: autophagosome maturation. Gene Ontology annotation, cellular component: cytoplasm.
UCCACAGACUGCUCUGGAGGCUGGAGAGGGGAAGGCUAAUAGGGAACCUCCUUAUGUUCAUCUUUUCUGGAGCUUAACUGAUGUUUUGAACUUCUUCAGAGCAUGUGAGAGCUGGAGACAGAGGAUUGCUGCCGGACGUGUGGGACUAGCAGUUGGAGAUCAUGUCUGGACCAGAUUCUGAUGAUGACAGGACCUUCAAAGACUUGAAUGUCGUGGGAAUGCUUCACCAGUUUUGGGAGCAGAAGCAAGUGAAAGGCAUGAUGAUGGAGACAGACAAUCUGGUAGUCUACGAGUCCAUUCCCUCACCCGGGCCGCCCUACACAUGCUACGUCACUUUACCAGGUGGCAGCUGCUUCGGAAAUUUUAAGUACUGCUACAGCAAAGCAGAGGCCAGACGUGACGCCGCUCACAUCGCUCUGAUGAACUCCACAUUUAAUGAGUUGCCCUGCCGCCGGAUCACUCCUGAGUUCAUAUCACGCAGCGUGAGAGAAGCCGUCAGCACCACCAGCGGUAACACUGCAGAUGCGUCUGACCCCGGUACCAGUAUAGGAGCAUACUGUCUCAUGCUGGAGCUGAACACUGGGAAAACCAUGCUGGAAUUUCAGGAAAUAAUGAGUUUUCAACUUUUGCACUGGAAUGGUACUCUGAAGGCUUUCCGUGAGAUGAGAUGUAGCCGCCAGGAUGUGAUCCAGUACUACUCCCAGCAGCGUCUGGAUGAGCGCAUGCGCAGUCACAUGGCACUGGACUGGUUACAGAAGGAGCAGCAAUCCCCCGGCCUGCUCUCCCAGGAGCUGCAGCUGGCCAUGAAGGAGCUGGGAGAGGCCCGGAGAACAGGCAGGGAACUCCGCUUCUACAAGGAGAAAAAAGAAAUCCUGAGCUUAGCUCUCAGUCACGCCAAUGCCGAGGAUCUGGAGAGCUACCACAGCGAGGACAUGUCCUGGAGAGAAGAGACUGAGUUUGAGUACUGCACUCAGGAGGGACGCUGUCUGGAGGGAAGUAUGACGGAUCCUUCAGAGCACUGCCCGUUUCACUCUCAGGAGAGCGACAGAGAAUCGGUGGAGUGAGCUCUGGGAGACAAGACGUUUAUACUGUACAUAAUCCUCUUUUUUAUAUAUACAUGUUAGAUUUUUUAGGCUUCUUUCUUUGACAGCGAAGUCAACUACUUUGGAUGCCCCAAAAGAAGCUUACAGCGAACAGUUCACCCAAAAAUUUAAAUUCUGUCUCUCGUGCCGUUCCCAAAAUCAUGAAUUAAGAUAUUUAUUAGUGGAUUGACAUUAAUUUUAUGAAGUUAUGAGAAUGCUUUUUGUGCAUAAAGAAAACAAAAACGAUGACUUUAUUCAACAAUAAUUUAUUCUUCUCGUUUCAAUAAUGACAGUAUGCCACAACACAUAUGUGUGCAUUCUUCUCCUUGCAAACAAGGGUUAAGGCUAGAUGGGAUACAGCUGCGGCCUACAGAGCUUGUAUGCGCGAUGGUGUCAGGCUGUCAGGCUGAACAACAAUAAUUACUCUAUUUGCAUUGUUGUAAGGGGUACAUUUAAAAUUUGG